Molecule: messenger RNA, 252 nt
Organism: Microstroma glucosiphilum
Lineage: Eukaryota; Fungi; Basidiomycota; Exobasidiomycetes; Microstromatales; Microstromataceae
Exons: 1
Coding region: 1-252 (83 amino acids)
Source: RefSeq, a predicted model, not a curated record
AUGGCAACCGCCGGGAUGGAUGACAACGAGAACGACGGCAAUUGCUUCAUCCAAGCGCAGAAAUGUCGCCUGAGCUUAAUGCUCUAUCAGCAACGUGGCCUGCAGCAUGAGUGUGGCUGGCGCAGCACUUGGAAAGCACGCCCUCUCUUGCCUCCCCCAGUGAUGCCUUCGUGCGGGCUAAAGGAAACAGAGACUCUGCUGGCUGCUGCACCGCAAAUGCCGGACAUCGCUGGUACAUCACAGCUUGCUUGA